UAAAAAGAGGAGGAGCCGCCAUAAACUUUCCACGCCGGCGAAUAUUUAUGGAAUUAAAAUUUCUUUUGUGUUUGCAAUUUAAAUAUAAUUAACCCAAAAGAGAAAAACUUAUUUGGUGUUUUUGGCCUUAAAGCAUAAGUGAUUAGUGUCUUCUUCUCUUUCAAGAUUCAUUAGUUAUUAACUUCUUGAAAAACCAAAAGGCAAAUCAAAGAAGAAGAAGAAGAAGAUGCUCAAAUUCGAUGAACCACAGUGCACAAACCCAUCAUGUUUCUUCUGCAGCAUGAAAGAGACCAACCCUUUCCGUCGAAGAUCCAAACUCGCCGCAAUUUUCAAGGAGAUUCCUCGUACGGAGUCAAAAGACCAUGUCUUGGUCUUGAGUGGUCUGUGGAACAUAGCCAUGUCCGAGCCUGACGAUCCUGAGUUCCCAUCACUAGGUUUGUUCGAGUGUAUGUCAAAACUCAUACAUAAGUCAAUCAAAAACAGUGCUUGGCUUCUUAAAGACCAGAACAUAUUCAUCCCUUACUACGCGGCUCAUAUCAUCGGAUCAUAUGUUAUGAACAAAGAAGAUUUGGCUGCGAGAGCGGUUGAUUCAAAGGCUUUUGUUGUUCCUGCUUUGUUGGAGCUUUUGAGAGGGAAGAUCAGUUGGGUUGAGCAGCGAGCCGCGGCUCGAGCAUUUGGUCACUUAGUUAGCCAUGAGAAGAGCUUUGAAGUGGUUUCUUUGUUCGAAGAAGAAAUCGUAAAGCUUUCGAUGGAGAUUGCUACUAACAGUUUGAAGAAUGUUUACAUAAGCUUUCUUGGGGUCGAAGAUAGCGAGAGAUUGAAGUAUCAUAGCGAUUUGUUGACGAGAGGGCUUGGUGGGUUAGAGACAGAGAAUCAAAAAGCAGAGGAAUGGGGGAUUCAACUACAAUAUUGGUCUUUGUUUCUAUUGAAUAGCUUUGCAUCGCGAGGUAAGUCUCUUGACCAAAUCUGCCAGGGAGAGUUCUUGAAGAAGGUGGUUGAAAUGUGGGGUGGUUUAGUAAACCGGAAGUCUCCGGGAGGAAUUGGAUUGAUAAAGACUCUUUGUAAAACAGAGUUGGGGAGAAAGAGAGUUAGUGAGGUUAAGGAAGUGAUUAAGAGACUUUGCGAUCUUUCAAGAUCGUCUGAUGAUUGGAAAGAAACUGCUUUAGAUACUCUUUUGUUGCUUCUUAACGACUCAAAUGUUAGGUAUCGAGUUAUUGAUGUUUUAGGUUAUUGUUUAGUGGAUUUAGCAGAAGAUAGAAUCGUUGGAGAAAGAGUAGCUCAGAUAGUUUUACAAGAUUAUCACAAGAUUAAGUAUAGUGGCUUGAAGAUGAACAGCGAGGAGGCACAUAGAAAUAUUGAGAAUCUAUGGGAGAUUAAAGUAGAGAGGAAGAAGAAAGAGAAGCUUAUGAAUGAAUCUGAGCUUGAAGAAAGAAGAAAGAUGGUGAAAUCGUUGAAGAAACAAGGGAAGAAGAAGUUUCUGAUGGGUUUUGUUAAAGAAGCGAUGGAGAUUUACACAGUGGGAAUAGAUUUGUGUCCGUUGGAUAUGAUACGAGAUAGAGUUGUGUUGUUUAGCAAUAGAGCACAGUGUUACUUGUUGUUGAAGCAAGCUGAGUAUGCUAUUAGUGAUGCUACUAGAGCUUUGUGUUUAUCUGGUGUGGAUGAUCCUCACGGUAAGAGUUUAUGGAGAAGAUCUCAAGCGUACGAUCUAAAAGGAUCGGGGAGGGAAAGCCUAAUGGAUUGUUUAACGUUCGCAGAUCAACGACACAAGCAUUCCAAUACGCAAAGGAUACCAUACUACGCUGCGCAGAUGAUAAGAAAGCAGAUCCGUAGAUUUAAAGAUACCUAUGUCUCAUUGUAAAAUGCUAUAUUUUAACCUGACAAG
Messenger RNA from Camelina sativa (false flax), 1882 nucleotides. RefSeq lists its product as uncharacterized. Gene Ontology annotation, molecular function: protein binding. NCBI's taxonomy places the organism in Eukaryota, Viridiplantae, Streptophyta, Magnoliopsida, Brassicales, Brassicaceae. The record is from RefSeq and is a predicted model, not a curated record.